UUCUCUUGGCCACUUUGCCACUUUGUUAUUAUUGUUUUGUUUUUUUGAAAGAUGUUAUUAUUGUUAUGAUUAAUAUUAUUUCAGUUCUUGCAGAGUCACAGAAGAAUCUUCUUAAUCAAAAAUCACUUCAAUCCACCUGGAAUGGCCACCUUCAGUAUUCCCACGUGUCAAUCCUCUCUCACACGUGCCACCCCGACUCUCUUCAAAUAAAAUUGCAGCUUUUAACUAGAGCUCCCAUGCCCCAUUUGAGUGCAACAAAUGAGGAGCAGACAUUUUGAUUCACUGCUCUCUCUCUCUCUCUCUCUCUCAUUUUUUUUCUUUUUUAAUACAAGCAACCAAUAGAUCCCUACUGGUUGGAAUCGUUGCAGGCAUCUUUUUAUGAUCAAGAACAGCAAAUAAGCUACCUAUUCAACGUAACUGCAGUACAAAGAGAAGCAAGUUCUAGAGAUGGAAAAUGGCGCAAACUUGUACACUGCUCACAGCAAUCGAGACAGAAGCCAAAAUGCCAAUAUUGUUUGGGAGCCUAAUUCUUCAAGAUUCGACUGGGGCAAUUCCACCAAUGGCAACAGCACGUUUUGCACAGCCGUCGUCGCCCCCGCAACCACCUCUGCAGCGGAUACUAUCUGUUCCACACACCCAGAAGCUACUUCUGCCCACGCGCUCAUGUUUCAGCGUGAGAGUCUGUACCCCUACCACCAUCACGACCAGGACUAUCAGCAGCAGCUCUCUUUUUACGGCGGAGAAGGGUCCCACUUUCACUGUGACCCACAUCUAAUGUGCUUGAAGCUGGGCAAGCGCCACUAUUUUGAAGAUACUAUCCCCGUGGGUGACCGGCAGGUAGGCUUCUCCAUAAGCAAAAGAGGCAAACUCUAUCAUCGCGUCGUGGGUAGUCGUGCGGGACAAUACUCGUCGGCAGCGGGAGGGGUGGCGCCUCCGGCGAAUGUACCGAGAUGUCAGGUGGAGGGUUGCCAAGUGGCUUUGGUGAACGCUAAGGAUUAUCACAGGAGACAUAAAGUUUGUGAGAUGCAUUCCAAGGCUCCCAAAGUAAUCGUUCUAGGGCUAGAGCAGCGUUUCUGUCAGCAGUGUAGUAGGUUUCAUGUAGUGUCAGAGUUUGAUGAGUCGAAGAGGAGCUGUAGAAGGAGAUUGGCAGGUCACAAUCAGCGUAGAAGAAAGAGCGCUCGCGAUUCUGAUUCCAGGAACUAUUGUCAAGGGAAAUUUCCAUACGUAGCGUCAACAGCAGACCGUGCUCUCUCUCUUCUGUCAACUAAGGCUGAUGCUUGGAUUUCAUCUGAUCUCUCUACAAGAUCCAGUGCUGCAUUGCGUGAACUGAUUGCAGAACACCGUGCUGUAAUCUUGGCUAGACAGGAACGACACCUGCAACAUAGUAAUGCAAUGGAAAACUUUGGUGAUCAUUCCCACCCUAGCUCCAACAAUUCCUUCUUCCCUUAUGAUCACCAGCUUCAAGUUUCAUAUGAGCCACACAAUUGGGACCGCUUCAAUGACACUACAGGCACACGACUCACUCUGGACCUCAUGCAGGCUCCGAGUUCAGCUUUCUGUUUAUUGUCUACCAGAGGGAAAAAUAACAAAGAAGAGGUAGAAGAAUGUUCCGUGUUAUGGAACACCUGGGGAGGAGCCCAUGUAGUUUAAAGGUUGUACUUUUUAACAUGCAAUUUCUUUUAUAGACAUUAGACCGUCUUGUAGUGAGUUAUUUAUAAGUUUAUUUGAACUCCCAAGUCUCCCGCUUGAUAGGUAAUUAAUUCUUUUUUUUUUUUUUUUGUAUCACAAGUAUGUACAAUUUUGAUUCAAUUAUGUAAAAUUUCAUUUGUUAAUGGA
This is a messenger RNA of Hevea brasiliensis (rubber tree), 1836 nucleotides long. RefSeq names its product squamosa promoter-binding-like protein 7. Gene Ontology annotation, cellular component: nucleus. The transcript has 3 exons. Gene Ontology annotation, molecular function: DNA binding. Bases 448 to 1650 code for a protein of 400 amino acids. Lineage: Eukaryota; Viridiplantae; Streptophyta; Magnoliopsida; Malpighiales; Euphorbiaceae. The record is from RefSeq and is a predicted model, not a curated record.